Molecule: messenger RNA, 3920 nt
Organism: Alosa alosa (allis shad)
Lineage: Eukaryota; Metazoa; Chordata; Actinopteri; Clupeiformes; Clupeidae
Product: neprilysin-like
Exons: 23
Coding region: 342-2648 (768 amino acids)
Biological process (GO): amyloid-beta clearance; protein processing
Cellular component (GO): plasma membrane
Molecular function (GO): metalloendopeptidase activity
Source: RefSeq, a predicted model, not a curated record
GCGGCAUCAGCCACCGGGAGAACUUAAAUACUUCCCUGCGAAGGCACGUUUGCACUUAUCAUUCGACGUAGUUAUGUUGUGUUGUGUAGUAGACUACAUUGUUUCCAAACACGCGCAACAUUAUAUCAGCGACACUGUGAUUAGAGGUUAGGGAUGUCACGUUGUUAACAGGUAGGAGAAAAUCCUUCCCUCGUUGUAUGCUGGGCAGAACGCAGUGUAUUUCUCUAUCCGCGGAGACCCAGACUGAUUUGUUACCGUUAUCAAUUCACUUUUUGAUACAUGCCAACUUGUCUUACAAGACGUUCUCUUUAUCGAUUUAAUGGACGUUUGACUGGUUUGUGAUGCCCAUUUACAUCAUCGACCGAAAAUUUCCAGAGACACCUGGUGAAUUGGGACAGGCAUCACCUGACGGAGUGCUGAUGAUGGCUGACAACACCCCUAAGUCGAUAAGAAAGCCUCGGUGGACAUCACUGGAGAUUGGCCUCAUCACAAUUGUAUGUCUGCUGUUCAUCAUUGUCAUAGCCCUAAGCAUCCUGUUUGCCACACAAAGCAAUGGCGGGAUAUGCACCACUGCAGAUUGUACCCAGUCUGCUGCGCGCCUCAUUGAGAACAUGGACUCCAAAGUGGACCCUUGUGAAAACUUUUACGAGUACGCUUGUGGAGGCUGGCUGAAGAAGAACAUCAUCCCAGAGACCAGCUCAAGAUACAGCACCUUUGACAUCCUCCGACACGAGCUAGCUGUGGUGCUGAAAGGAGUACUAGAAAGACAAGACACUAGCAACAGCAGUAAUGCCUUGACCAAAGCCAGAGUGCUCUACAAGUCCUGCAACAAUGAAAGUCUCAUUGAACAACGAGGAGGGUCACCUUUACUGUCAGUGCUGCCAGAUGUCCUCGAGUGGCCAAUAGCAACAGACCAUUGGGACGCCAAAUAUGGAACUCAAUGGAGGGCAGAAGACAUCAUAGCCAAACUCAAUGAGAAAUAUUUGAAACCAGUCCUUAUUUAUUUUUUUGUCAGCACUGAUGACAGGGACUCCAAUUCUCACAUCAUUCAUAUUGAUCAGCCAAGUUUAGGCCUCCAGUCCAGGGACUACUAUGUGUGUGCAGGACCAUAUAAAGAGGUGUGCGAUGCCUAUGAGACCUUCAUGUUUGAUGUGGCCAAACUUAUGCGCUCAGACAGAGGUCUAGAGAUAAAUGAAACUGCCAUCAGAGAGGAAGUCAACCUUAUAAUGCAGCUAGAACAAGAUAUGGCUAAUGCAACAGAUACAUCAGAGGAGAGAAAUAACCCUACACUUAUUUACAACAAGAUGCAUCUUGGGGCCAUGAAUGUCAACUUCACCUUGGAAUUUGAAAGUGGUGUGUUUAAUUGGACACACUUCAUCAACAAAAUCAUGGAGACAGUAAACCUCACUGUGACAGAUGCUGAAGACAUUGUUGUGUAUGCACCAAACUACCUCAGAAAACUCAAUGCCAUUAUUAAUAAGUACUCUACCAGACAAAUCCAGAACUACAUGGUUUGGCGUUUUGUGAUGAGCAUGGUCGGGGGGCUCAGUAAGUCAUACAGAGACACCCGCAAGCCACUUCAGAAGGCCAUCUAUGGGACCACAUCUGAAGCCGCCAUCUGGCAGCAGUGUGCCAAUUAUGUCAACACCCACAUGGACUACGCAGUGGGCAGACUGUACGUGGAAGAGGCUUUCUCAAAAGAUAGCAAAAGCAUGAUGGAUGAGCUGAUUGCUGAGAUACGAGACGUUUUCAUCAGUAAUCUCAAUGAUCUCCCAUGGAUGGACUCCGAGACCAAAAAGGAGGCUGCUAAAAAGGCCCUGGCCAUAAGCGAGAAGAUUGGCUACUCAGAAAACAUCAUGGAUGACAACUACCUUAAUAAGGAAUAUGAAGGUUUAAACUACAGUGCAGAUGAAUACUUUGAGAACACGCUGAAGACAUCCCAGAUGACUCAGAAGAAGCGGCUGAAGAAGCUCCGGGUAAAAGUGAACAAAGACGAGUGGAUUACAGGGCCAGCUGUUGUGAAUGCCUUUUAUUCAGCAAGCAGAAACCAAAUAGUGUUUCCUGCAGCUAUCCUGCAGCCUCCCUUCUUUGGCAAAGGUCAAGCCCGCUCCUUAAAUUAUGGAGGAAUUGGAAUGGUGAUUGGGCACGAGAUCACACAUGGCUUUGAUGAUAGUGGAAGGAAUUAUGAUAAAAAUGGGGACAUGACAGACUGGUGGAGUCCUUCUUCCUCUCAAAAGUUUCAGGAGCUUUCACAAUGCAUUGUGGACCAGUAUGGCCGCUACUCCUGGGAUUUGGCAAAUGGACAAAACCUCAAUGGGAAUCUUACCUUGGGAGAGAACAUUGCAGAUAAUGGGGGGAUCCGUCAAGCCUAUCAGGCUUAUCAGAACUAUGUGAAGAAACACGGAACUGAAAAGCCUCUCCCAGGUAUUGACCUCAACCAUGAGCAACUUUUCUUCCUCAACUUUGCACAGGUGUGGUGUGGCACUCACAGACCUGAACAUGCAGCCAACUCGAUCAAAACAGAUGACCACAGUCCAGGGGAGUUCAGAGUUAUGGGGUCACUGCAGAACUUUCCAGAAUUUGCCAGAGCUUUUAACUGUAAGAAGAAUAAUGCCAUGGUGCCUCAGACUACAUGUCGAGUAUGGUAAUACACUCUGAAGAGACAGAGCAAGAGGACAAAGAUCUCUCCACUUCACACUAGACCAAUAAGGCUUGAAUGGGAAGGUCCCAUUCUCCACAGGGUAGGCUAGGGCUCCCCAGCCGACCUCUGUUAUGCUAACAGUACAGAGGCAUGUGCCUGUGUUAUAGUCUGCCUUCACUGACUUUAUUGAAAUUAUUUAAGUCUACUUGAUGAAAUUGUAUCCAGUCGUGUGUUUUUGCUGUUGAUAUUUUUGAAGAUGAUAGUAAUGUGAUUUUAUUUUUUUAAAUUGUCAAUCAAGCUUUAUUUGAUGGCAGUAUGUUGUCAAGCUGUGAUGGGGAUUUUCAGUAGCAAACAUGUCAUACCACAAGCACAAAAAGCAGAUCACUUCAGCUGGAAUCAAUGAGUCAAUUAUUGGAUUCAUAUACAUGUUUAUCAUGUUUUUAAUCCCAAGAAUGUAUGAUUAUAAGAGUAUAUAUAUAGAUAUAGAUAUAUAUAUAUAUUUCAGUGAACUAUAGAUACAUAUGCCUGUGUAAAUACCAUGUGUAUACAAUAGAUACAAAUGCCUGUGUUUCCAAAAAUGCUUUUAAAGAAGCGCCUUUUGAUUUACAUAAAUGUCAGAAAUUUGACAAAUAUAUAAUAAUAUGAAAAACCAAGGGCCAGUGAGUACACAGUAAUUAGUGUUGUGUACCACGGUGCUCAUUUCUUUUCCAAUUAGUAAUAUCCACCUCUUGAAGCACUGGCCCAAUAUAAUGGGAAAGAACAGAGAAAGUCUAAUAUUUAAGUGGCAGUAAUACAGUUGACAAUCAUACGAAAUAUUGUUGUAGUUCUUGUUUUUACAUUUCUGUAUUGUCUGCUUUCAUUCAACUUGUUGUUAUACCCAUACUGUUCAUUCUGCCCUUUUUUCUUCUGUGUGUGUGUGUGUGUGUGGUGUCUGUCUGUGUGUGUGUGUGUGUGUGUGUGUGAUUCAUAUGCCAGUGUAGAACACAGUCUCCAGCCUUUUUUCUAAUCAGUAAACAUUGUGUUGGUUCUUUUCUAUGUCAUACUCCAAAAAGUGUGUGUGCGUGUGUGUGUGUGUGUGUGUGUGUGUGUGUCGCGCGCGUGUGUGUGUGUGUGUGUGUGUCCUGCCCUUGAUUUACUUCAUGACCACUGCAGCCCUCCUUCCAAACUCAUCUCAAUCUGUAUGAGGACAGACAAAUAUACCUCAGAUGCCUAUAUUUGAACACUUUAUAAUGAACAUCCUCAAAAAAAUAAAUCUUGUUUUAAUAGUAAAUCAAUCGUC